AUGGUUUCCAGUGAAGAAGAAUCUUCCGAUACUAAAGUCGCGGACACUUUAGACUGGGACGUCAAUAUGGAAAUUCAAUUAUUUUAUGCAAUGGCUAAUCAUAAGCCUGUGGGUAUAAAUAAACAUUUUCAAAUGGCGUGUAUUUGGGAGAAACUUUCAAACUCUAUAACUAAGGAAAUAUCAACGCAAGAUAUUUGGAAGCAUUUAGAAACGCUUUACGACACGUCUAUGUUGGAUGAAACGGAGCCCAUACCCUUUCCGAAUCAGGAAGUACCUUUUAGCUUGUCUGACGGUGAAUUUGGCGCUUUGUUAAAGCAAAAAUGUAGAGAUGUUAUAUUGGGGGAUGAUAGUGAUGAUGGAAGAAGCCCCUCACCAAAGCCAGCCCCUAGAAGCAACUCUCGAGGAACUGCAUCAAGAGAUAGUACUGCGUCUAAAGGUCGUAAAGAUAGUAUUGGCGCUCUUGCUACUAAGACAAGGAAGGAGAGUGGAAGUUCACAUGCAUCAACAGACACACCUAGUAUAAAGUCAGAAAAAGAUUAUGAUAGAAGAAGAGAUUCACGCGAUUCAAAUGCAUCCGGACCGCGCGAUAGCUCCUUAAGUAGAAAAUCGUCUUCACAGAAAAAUAGAGUCAGCUCCAUUGCAGAUGAAGACAGCAAUACCCGCCGAGCUCGGCGGCGUCCAAACACUUCGACGCCGCCUUCUAGCACACCAGCCAAGCGCCGGCGCAUGUGA
This is a messenger RNA of Pieris macdunnoughi, 732 nucleotides long. NCBI's taxonomy places the organism in Eukaryota, Metazoa, Arthropoda, Insecta, Lepidoptera, Pieridae. The record is from the annotation of a GenBank genome assembly.